This is a messenger RNA of Lepisosteus oculatus (spotted gar), 5649 nucleotides long. The record is from RefSeq and is a predicted model, not a curated record. NCBI's taxonomy places the organism in Eukaryota, Metazoa, Chordata, Actinopteri, Semionotiformes, Lepisosteidae.
GCUACACUCCAGACUGGGUGUUCCUGCUGAGAAACGUCAUGCGGGUGAGCCCGGAGCAGGGCCUGCAGUUCUCUCAGAUGCUGGUCCAGGACGAGGAGCCACUGGCCAACAUCAGUCAGAUUGUGGACGUGUUCAUGGAGAAUAACCUGAUCCAGCAGUGCACCUCCUUUCUGUUAGACGCCCUGAAAAACAACCGUCCGUCAGAGGGCCACCUGCAGACCCGGCUCCUAGAAAUGAACCUCAUCCACGCCCCACAGGUUGCCGACGCCAUCCUUGGGAACUCGAUGUUUACACACUACGACCGCGCCCACAUCGCCCAGCUGUGCGAGAAGGCGGGGCUCCUGCAGAGGGCGCUGGAGCACUACACUGACCUAUAUGACAUUAAGCGCGCUGUGGUCCACACGCACCUGCUGAACCCCGAGUGGCUGGUGAACUUCUUCGGCUCGCUGUCGGUGGAGGACUCCGUGGAGUGCCUGCGAGCGAUGCUGUCGGCCAACAUCAGGCAGAACCUGCAGCUGUGCGUACAGGUGGCGUCCAAAUACCACGAGCAGCUGGGCACGCAGGCGCUGGUGGAACUCUUCGAGUCUUUCAAGAGCUAUGAAGGGCUUUUCUAUUUCCUGGGAUCUAUUGUAAACUUCAGUCAAGACCCUGACGUUCAUUUCAAGUACAUCCAAGCAGCCUGCAAAACAGGGCAGAUUAAGGAGGUGGAGCGCAUCUGUCGUGAAAGCAAUUGUUAUGACCCUGAUCGUGUGAAGAACUUCCUAAAGGAAGCCAAAUUGACGGACCAGCUGCCUUUAAUUAUUGUCUGUGAUCGAUUUGAUUUCGUCCAUGACCUGGUGCUGUACUUAUAUCGCAACAGCUUGCAGAAGUACAUUGAAAUAUAUGUACAGAAGGUUAACCCCAGCCGGCUCCCAGUUGUCAUCGGAGGCCUGCUUGACGUGGAUUGCUCUGAAGACGUCAUUAAAAACCUCAUCAUGGUGGUGCGGGGACAGUUCUCCACUGAUGAACUGGUAGCAGAAGUGGAGAAGAGAAACAGGCUGAAACUGUUGCUGCCCUGGCUGGAAUCGAGAAUCCACGAGGGCUGUGAGGAGCCGGCUACGCACAACGCCCUCGCCAAAAUCUACAUCGACAGCAAUAACAACCCCGAGCGCUUCCUGCGCGAGAACCCCUUCUACGACAGCAGGGUGGUGGGGAAGUACUGUGAGAAGAGAGACCCCCACUUGGCUUGCGUGGCCUACGAAAGAGGACAGUGCGACAUGGAGCUUAUUAAAGUUUGCAACGAGAACUCCCUGUUCAAGAGCGAGUCUCGUUACCUGGUGCGCAGGAAAGACCCUGAGCUCUGGGCCAGCGUCCUGGAGGAGAACAACCCCUACAGGAGGCAACUGAUUGACCAGCAGGUGGUACAGACUGCGCUGUCAGAAACGCAGGACCCCGAGGAAGUGUCAGUGACCGUGAAGGCCUUCAUGACCGCUGACCUGCCCAAUGAGCUGAUAGAACUGCUGGAGAAGAUCGUGCUGGAUAACUCAGUCUUCAGCGAGCACCGAAACCUGCAGAAUCUACUGAUCCUGACGGCCAUUAAAGCUGAUCGUACCAGAGUAAUGGAGUACAUCAACCGCCUGGACAACUACGACGCGCCUGAUAUUGCCAACAUCGCCAUCAGCAACGAGCUCUUCGAGGAGGCCUUCGCCAUCUUUAGGAAGUUUGACGUCAACACUUCAGCAAUCCAGGUGUUAAUCGAGCACAUUGGGAAUCUGGACCGGGCCUAUGAGUUUGCCGAGCGCUGCAAUGAGCCGGCUGUGUGGAGCCAGCUCGCCAGAGCCCAGCUCCAGAAGGACAUGGUGAAGGAAGCUAUAGACUCCUACAUCAAAGCGGACGAUCCUUCUGCGUACAUGGAAGUGGUCAAAGCUGCCAGCAAAAACGAUAACUGGGAAGAUCUGGUGAAGUUCCUGCUGAUGGCGCGCAAGAAAGCAAGGGAGUCUUACGUCGAGACGGAGCUGAUCUUUGCCUUGGCGAAAACAAACCGUCUCUCGGAGCUGGAGGAGUUUGUCAGCGGGCCUAACAACGCCCACAUUCAGCAAGUGGGAGAUCGCUGCUAUGAUGAGGGUAUGUAUGAUGCCGCCAAAUUACUGUACAACAACGUAUCCAACUUUGCCCGCCUGGCAUCCACCCUGGUACACUUGGGGGAGUACCAGGCGGCAGUGGACAGUGCACGCAAGGCCAACAGCACCAGGACUUGGAAAGAGGUCUGCUUCGCCUGUGUAGAUGGGACGGAGUUCCGUCUCGCCCAGAUUUGUGGUUUGCACAUCGUAAUCCACGCUGAUGAGCUGGAGGAGCUGAUCUGUUACUACCAGGACCGGGGGUACUUCGAGGAGCUGAUCGCACUGCUGGAGGCGGCUCUGGGUCUGGAGCGAGCGCACAUGGGCAUGUUCACAGAGCUGGCCAUUCUGUACUCCAAGUUCAAACCCCAGAAGAUGAGAGAGCACCUGGAGCUCUUCUGGUCCCGAGUUAAUAUUCCCAAGGUCCUCCGCGCUGCAGAACAGGCACAUCUGUGGGGCGAGCUGGUCUUCCUUUAUGACAAAUACGAAGAAUACGAUAAUGCCAUCAUAACCAUGAUGAAUCAUCCCACUGAUGCUUGGAAAGAAGGACAGUUCAAGGACAUCAUUGCCAAGGUGGCAAAUGUUGAGCUCUAUUACAAAGCCCUGCAGUUCUAUUUGGAUUACAAACCGCUGCUGCUCAACGAUUUGCUGACUGUGCUCUCCCCUCGACUGGAUCAUACCAGAGCUGUCAAUUUCUUCUCUAAGGUGAAUCAGUUGCAGCUUGUGAAGCCUUAUUUGAGAUCAGUGCAGAAUCACAACAACAAAGCUGUAAAUGAAGCCUUAAAUAACCUACUGACGGAGGAGGAAGAUUUUCAGGGUUUAAGGGCGUCUAUUGAUGCUUACGAUAACUUUGACAACAUCAGCCUCGCACAAAGACUAGAGAAGCACGAACUGAUCGAGUUCAGGCGUAUUGCUGCUUACCUGUACAAAGGGAACAACCGCUGGAAGCAAAGCGUGGAGCUGUGCAAGAAAGACCGUCUGUACAAGGACGCGAUGCAGUACACAGCCGAGUCCAAGGACACCGAGCUGGCAGAGAAGCUGCUGCAGUGGUUUCUGGAGGAAGGCAAAAAGGAGUGUUUCGCCGCUUGUCUCUUCACCUCCUACGACCUGCUGCACCCCGAUGUCGUCCUGGAGCUGGCCUGGAGACACGACAUCAUGGACUUCGCCAUGCCUUACUUUAUCCAAGUGAUGAGGGAAUACCUUACCAAAGUUGAUGAGAUUGCGGAGAAGGUGGAUAAACUAGAUGCAUCCGAGAGCUUGAGGAAGACUGAUGAGGAAGUGGCCGAACCGACUCCAAUCGUGUUUGGUCAGCAGCUGAUGCUCACCGCCGGCCCAACUACAGUACCCCCACAGCCUGCAUACGCACCGUAUAGCUACGCAGCUCCAGGCUUUCCUCAGCCCACCUAUGGAUUCAACAUGUGAAUAAGAGAGCCUUACUGCUGGACCGUCCCUCUCGCCCUCCUUGCGAAACAUCUGACUCCGGAGGCACAGUCUCUUCUGUUUUAGCUGAACACCAUCCCUCGCGUAGCAUGAAGGUCGCUCCAAAGGACAGCUUGUAAUUGUCGAUAUUUAUUACUCCCAGUAUAAUUACUGUUCCAUUUCAACUUUUCAAGGAACGUGCAGCUUUUUUUUUUUAAAUCAAUGUCUUUUAAGUCUGAACUACAGCACUGAUGUAGAGGCGAGAAGGUGUCAAUGUUGGAAAAAGAGUGAUCUCUUAGCUACACGUGUACUGUAAGUCUGUUACCUGCUAUCAGAUAGGGAGGAUAAGGUCAGUGUUUCUUUGGGGUGAAAAAAAAACCAUUUGUUUAAAUAGUUUCAGCCUGUGGUUUAAAAUGAAAUAUACUGUCAGUCUUUGCAUCUUAAAACGCUAGAAUUUUAUAUUUCUAUUGAAUGUAGCCUCCUGAAAGCCCUCUGACUUGUAUAACUAGACUCACUUUUUCAUGAGAAAAACCCUCUAGUUCAAGUUCUGAGAUUAUGUAAUAUUAACUACAAAACAUGAAUUACAAAAGACUGCUUCAAAUCUGGUUGAAUCCCGUUCUGUAUUCUUUAUGACUGAAGGUUGACACAUUUACACUUUGAUCCUUUCCUCCCUAUUGUUUUUAGUCAAACUAGUUUAAAGGUGGGUGUUGUUGAUGGCUUUAGAUUUGUAUUAACAAAUAGCGGUACAGAAUUUAAUACGGGAGAUAGGUAAUGAUUAUGAAAAUUGAAGAAUAAAAUGUACUGGUGUCUGUGCAUGUGCUGCCAAAUUAAUGUACAGUGCUACAACAAUGCAAAAGACAGCCCAUUUUCUGAAGAGAGGUGUCUGGUACUUUACCAGUGUUUUGUAAAGACCAUCUAUAGAGUAUUGUUAAACAGCUGCAGUUUUGCUUCGGUAAGUAACCAGCAAAAUGGGUUGACAUGAAAGACAGGUGAACUGCAAUUCUCACUAUUAACAGCUUUGAAGAACGCAAAGAGAGGUGGAAAUAUAUAAAAGUGUGCCACUUUUUCCAAUAAAUUAUAAUCAUUUUAAUGUACUGAAAAUAUUGUAUAAUUUAUGGUAAUGAACCUUGUGCUAUUCCUAAUUAAGCUAAGUCCAAUAUAUUGUAAAAUGGCGUGUGUCUGUAGUGUAUGGUCAUAGUCCUAAGUGUAAUUUUUUUAAAAAAUGGAACAAAACAAAAAAAGUAUAAAAUCUUUCUCCAGCACUUCAGCUUGCCCAAAAAUGUCUGAUUUAUUUUUGAAAGCAGCAACAAUGAGAAAGUGUGGGUCCACACAGGUGUUUGUUGUAUUUUUAAAUAUGGCGACCUUGUCCCUGGGGAGAUGAAUAAACCGAUUCUUUGCAUGGGUACGAGAGGGGAUGCUAAAGAAAACCGCAGCUCGGAGCUGCAGAGUCCUGGCUUGUGUCCCUUGCUGCACGUGUUGUCCAGACGUUUUUGGGAUAGACCUGGGAGCAUUUAGCAAAAAUGUGAGCUGUAAGGCUUUUCCAUUCCUGGCCACACAAGUAAUACCUUCUGGAGGAUGAAUAAAGUUUACACCUGCUCUUUUGGUCCUGUGCAUUUUUUUACUCUAUAGAUGAAAGUGGAGGGAGGUUGCUGGACAUGUGGCAAAAGCUUUCAGUCAUGUGCUUUAAAGAGUCUUAUGGAUUUGCUUUUUUUUCCCCCUCAAGUGAAAAGUUAGAGCACAGCAGUGUGGUGAUUAGCGCUGCUACUGUACAGAUCUUGAGUCCUGUGUUUGGUUCAGGACCUGAUGGUGUUCUGGGUGGGGUUUGCAUGUUCUCUGGUCUCCUCCCCCUCCCAAAUACUGCUGGUUAGGUUAACCGAUGCCUCUAAAUUGGCUCUGUGUAUGUGUUUGUACCAUUUCAUGGACAGGCGUCCUGUCCAGUGUGUGUUCAGACCCUGCGAUGGACAAGCGUCCUGUCUAGAGUGCGGUCUUGUCGUCCGCCCUGUGCUUAUGGGACAGGUAGCUGUGACUGUUCUGAUCACAGAUGGAAGGGAAGUACUACCUUUUAUGUGCAAUGGUUAGUUAUAAAGUACUAAAUUAUAAUGUACCGUACAUGAAUAAAUAUGCUUUGAAUUAA